ACGACAGUAUCGUAUAGGCGGAAGCCUCUUCUUUCCACGAGCGAGGAUGAAAAGAAGAGACGGAGGAAAAAAAGCUUUUCACACCUACAGAGGAUGGGAUAGCUCCCGCUCCCUUCCUCAACCCCGCCGCCUCCCUCUUUCUCCUCUCCCUUUCGUCUCUCCUAACCCCCGCUUCUCUCAUGAAGAAGCUAAAGAAAAUUCUUGAAAAUCUCCUGAAGCCCUUCACUCGCCGUCAACGUAGAGAAUCGGAUAAAAAGGACCUGGAGGCGAUCGCUGCCAGAGAGCAGAAAUCCUUUCGGUACGAAACCCUAGCUGCCGCAACCCGCAAUUUCAGCCCCAAGCACAAGCUCGGCGAAGGGGGUUUCGGCCCUGUGUACAAGGGGCAACUGGAGGAUGGGCGGCUGGUCGCCGUGAAGAGGCUCGGGCGAGGGUCCCGGCAGGGUGGAAAGGAGUUCACAAACGAGGCGAUGCUGCUCUCUCGGUUGCAGCAUAAGAACGUCGUUAAUCUCUACGGCUACUGCGCCCACGGGGAAGACAAGUUGCUUGUGUACGAGUACGUAGCCAACGAGAGCCUUGACAAGCUCCUCUUCUCCGGGCAAGGUGGGCAGGUGGCGGCGGCGGCGGAGGUUCUCCAUUGGAGGCGGCGGUUCGAGGUGAUCGUAGGGGUAGCCAGAGGUCUUCUGUACCUCCAUGAAGACGCGCACACUCCCAUCAUUCAUAGGGAUAUAAAGGCCAGCAACAUCCUUCUCGACGAGCGUUGGAGCCCAAAAAUCGCAGACUUCGGCAUGGCCCGGCUCUUCCCGGAGGAACUCACCCAUGUCCAAACCCGCAUUGCCGGCACCAAUGGCUACAUGGCGCCGGAGUAUUUCAUGAGUGGCGCUCUAUCGCCAAAAGUCGACGUCUUUAGCUUUGGCGUACUCGUUAUUGAGCUCGUCUCUGGUCAGAAGAACUCUAGGUUUUCUCCGCGCCAUGAUGCUUCUACACUCCUUGAAUGGGCUUGGAUGUUUUAUACCCAAAAAAAUACCAUGGAUAUGCUUGAUCCUGCAUUGAGAUCCACAGCCGAUGCUGAGCAGGUGGCUAUGUGCGUGCAAAUAGGCCUCCUCUGCACCCAGGCUAACCCCAAGUUGAGGCCAGAUAUGCGCCGUGUAGUAGUGGUCCUUUCAAAGAAGCCAGGCCCGCUCGAGGAGCCUAUCAAACCAGGGAUCCCUUAUUCCAAACACAAAAGAAGAUCCCAUGGCCUCGGGCGUUCCAGCUACACAACGGGCGAAUCUUCUGCGAUGAGCUCCGGUGCGUCCUCUUAUGCUACUAAUAGUGCCUUCGCCGCCAAUCCUAACAAUAUGGCAUCUACUUCGUCAUCGUCAUCAGCUACCACCACCACCACCAUUACAACAAUGACCAUUACGCCUACUAAUUCUACGACUUCAAGAAGCUAAAUACUUCAUACUGUUUAGCACUACUGGCUAACUUCAACAUAAAGUGUUAGAUUCUCACCUUAACUUCUCUUUUUCUUCCUGGUUUUUAUUCUUUUGUGUAGCUUUCUUUGGGGGGAAUUGGAGGGAAUGAAGCUUUUUUAUAACUUGCAUUCUUUUGUAUUAUAUCAUUUCCUCUAUUAAAUUUGUUUGGUGUUAUCUUC
Dendrobium catenatum is the source of this 1633-nucleotide messenger RNA. RefSeq names its product cold-responsive protein kinase 1. The transcript has 5 exons. NCBI's taxonomy places the organism in Eukaryota, Viridiplantae, Streptophyta, Magnoliopsida, Asparagales, Orchidaceae. Gene Ontology annotation, molecular function: protein kinase activity; ATP binding. Bases 180 to 1433 code for a protein of 417 amino acids. The record is from RefSeq and is a predicted model, not a curated record. Gene Ontology annotation, biological process: protein phosphorylation.